AUGACAAAUAAAUAUCGUAUCUGUAGGUGCCCGCAUAUUUUUGCAGCGGUAUGAAUAAUUCUGAUAUCCUGCUCAGCCCCGUCCAAUAAUCUUAAUUAUUAUUCAUUAUACUGUGUUCUCGGUUUUUCAUUGGCUAAUUAAGAGCCUACAAAUAAUUUUGGGUAUUUGUAGGUGCCUGCGCUAUUUCCAGCGGAAACAGUAAUCUGCAGACUGAGGUUAUUGGACGGCGCCCGAGAUAUUUCAGCGGUAUUUUAUGUGAAAAUACAAAUUGGCGGGAAAUUUUUGGUUGAAUAUACGAAAAGUUAAUCAAUUCAAUGAAUAUUUAUUUGUUUUCAAUUUUUGCUUGUUUUGUUUUCUUUCUGUCACAAAAUGAAUAAUAAAACAAUUGUUGAAUUCGGCUUGCGCAGAUACCAGAAUUAUUCAAAUUUCAGACCUCGGUCAAUGUUACUACCUCAGCCUUCGGCUUCGGCAGAUAACAUUGACCUCGGUCUAAAUAAUUCUGGAUAUCCUGCUCAGCCUCAUCCAAUAAUUGUUAAUUAUUAUGCACGUUUCCUCACAUGGCAUACCUUUUCUUUCGUUUUCUAUAGUUUUUGUCGGUUGGCAUCCGCAUACUGCAGAUACUACAGGAGAGCUUUCCUAGCCCCAUUUAAUAGUACAGCCAUAUACGUGUAUCUCUCGGUUGGUAUCCGUACUGCAGCAUACUGCGAUAUUAUACAAAUAAUGAAUGUUUAUGAGUGCAAUGGUAAGAAUAUUUUCAUGAGGUGAAAGAUGGAAUGUUCCAUUCAACGAGGCGACAGCCGAGUUGAAUGGAACAUUCCAUCUUUCAUCGAAUGAAAAUAUUCUUACCAUUGCACGAAGAAACAUUCAUUAUUUGUUUUAUAUAAUACCAAAAUAGACUAAUAGAUUCGUAUGAGAAGCAUUUUGAGGGAUGCGAUUUAUCGAAAACACAAAGAGUGCAAUUGCACUAUACGUUUUAUUCCAUUGCACUCGCGGAGAGUGCAAUGGAACGUGUUCCAUUGGACUCUUGGGAAAUGGAAUUUCCUAUUCAAUAUCACGUGACCAUAAACAGCCAAUUAAAUGAUUAGAAUUUAAUAAGGUAUUAUAUAAAACGGCAUAGUGUAUUCUACUACAGUUUUUCUAAACCACAACUGUGCUAAUCGGGUGCCAUUUAUGUUUUUGCUCAAAAUUAAUUAUGACGAUUAUGUAAAAUUAUGCAAGUCGAAAUAUCCUAAUUUAAUAUUUCGUUUUCGAUUCGAAAGAAUUCAAUUUCGAUGCAAAUAAAUUCGUCUUCAAUUGUAAGAAUUCGAAAUGCAGAUUGAACUUCGAAAUGGGCAUCGAAUUUUCAGUUAUGAACUACUCAGUGCAUGGUCGUUUAGACUUUGACGUAGUUUUGAAAUUUGGAAUAAUAUUUUAAUUAACAAUCGUGUUAAAUUAAUCGCAAAAGUCAAGCAUAUGUUCUAUAGAUAUCACCAAAAACUUAGAAACCGUUACUUUCGCGACGUAGAUUUAUAUUACGGCCAAGGGUUUAGGCGUAAGAAUCAAUUGAUGUUGUAUAUAUAUACCUAACCUUAUAUGGUCCACCUUUUAUUUGUAUUGAAAGAUAUUUUGUUGUCACAAAUGUCAUGCAGGGACGCCAAGAAAGAGGGCCAAACGGGACAAUUUUCUCCAGGUUCCCAGCUGAAGGGCUACCGGAACGAAAUAGGCUGUAAUAUGCAUAGUUAUUUCUGUUAAAAAUUCUCCUAAAAUGCAGGAAUUUCUAUUUCGGACUGGACCCUAGAUUUCAAAUUUUUUUCGGGGGAGGAGAGAAUCCCCCACGACCCCUUAAGUCGAUUUAAUUACUUUAUUGAACAUUCAAAACUAAAGAACGCACUCCAGCUGACUGUACUAAAAGUUCAAGAAUAUAAAAAUCAGUUUCCUAUAGCACUGAGGGUAUGACGACAAAUAUCUUUGACGACGGAAAUCACCAAAAUUCAUAAUUUUCCGACCCCCCCCCCAAAAAAACCCAACUUCUCGGUGGGAUUCUUACGGUACAAAUUACUUCACUUAUUCUUGUUUUAGACAAAUUCACGUCUUAUUCAAUCAAAGUUCAGGCCGUAAAUAAUGUUGGAAUUGGAAACAGUUCAGAUCCUGUACUUGCUAAAAUACAAACGACACAAGCUGAUGAUAAGAGCCCAAACGCUGGUCUUACCGCAGGGGCAGUGAUUGGGGCGAUACUCUUUGUUAUUCUGCUGUUUUUCGCUUUAUUUAUUCUGCGAAGAAAAUUCUUGAAAAGACAGCGCAGUGAAUCAGUACGGGUAAGAAAGGCCUUAUGUACUUUCAUUACCAGAAUAUUAUAAUAAAAACACCAGUUCCAAUAUCCGCCUAAUAAGUAGCCUGCAUGAUACCUAAUAAGGGAAGCCUCACAUAUCGAUUUUGACAUUUUGUCCACGAGAAACGUCAUAUGUUCGUUUGGUGGGGUUUGCAGCUGUGACGUUUCUCUGUAAAACAUCAUGGAAAAAUUCGAUAGUCUUUUCGAAAGCCUUUAACAUUUUGGAAUCAUCUUUGCAGAAUAUAGAAAAGAAAACAACUUCAGUGAUACAAACCCCAGUGUAUACAUUCGUAAUACCAUACCAGUUCUCAAGAAAAGCGCGCUAAAAUUGUCAAUAUUUCAUGCAAAAAAAGAAAUUUGAAGAAACGUUGGAAAUUUUGAAGUUCAUAUAUAUUAAUAAAAAACAUAUGUCAGCAGAAGAUGAUAUAUUGCUCGCGGAAGUAUCGCGCCAAUAGCCGACCGUAGAAAAUAGUAGAAAAUUACCUAUGUGCAAGAGUGGGUUGACCACAAAAUUUUUGUAGUUCGCUAUAACUACAGCUACUUCAAAAAUAUGUAGUCAGCUACAACUACUGCUACUAUUUAACAAAGGUAGUUCGCUACUGACUACAGCUACUGCUUAAAAAUGUAGCGAACUAUUUCGCUAUUUCGCUACUCUAUAUUUUUUAGUUUUAUUGUAUUUGGAGCAUCCACUAGCUCAGGCUGUAAUACAACCUAUAUAACAAAUCGACUUACGAGUAGCAACAGUAAACAAGAAGGGUCAAAGCAACAUUUUUGUAAGCACUACAGUGUUAGGAGUGACUUUUCAUUGCGCUAAAAUAAUCUUUACUGUGUAAAACAAUCUUUUAAGCAAACCGUGUCUUAAUAUCAUUCUAUUCUAUGAACGGUUGCUAACAAUUUUUUAAAGUAGCGAAUAGCGAUUCGCUGUUUGAAAAGUAGUCAACUAUUUGGCUACUUUUAGGCAAAAUGUAGUUCGCUAUAACUACAACUACUGUUUUAAAAAAGUAGUCAAAAACUACUGGCUACUUGAAAAUUGUAGUUCGCUACAGUAGCGGACUACAACUACUUCGCUAAUACCCACCCUUGCCUAUGUGUACUAUAAAAACAAAAUGUUGAGGUUUCUAAGGGGGGUGGUGGUGGUGGUGGUGGUGGUGGUGGGAGGGGGUGUCUCCAGAGAAACGUCCAUAUGACGUUUCUCAUGGACAAAAUCGAUAUGUGAGACUUCCUUAAAAGAAAAUUUCGAUAUAUCUCGCUAAGAUAUGGUAACUCACAACGGCCACCAGCCCUAACCACAACUAGUAUAAUCUGUUCUCUUGUAUUUAUCCGUCUUGAUCUUAUAGAGGUAUGCUUGGGGGGAGGGGUUUCUAAAAUCCUCAACAAUUUUCAUGAUACUGAGUGAAUAUGCCCUUUUGUGCUUAGUUUGGCCGGAAAUUGGCGCACUAUUAAUAAUAAAUACUAUUAAAAAACUCAUUAAUAAAUCAUGAGGAAAAUACAAAAGAAAUCACUGCCGUGUCGGUGGUUUUAUAUGUGAUAAAAAAUCAUGAUUGUUCAUUUUGAUAAACUCUAGCUUUGCUUUUCUCGGCUUAGACAACGUUUAUUUUUAAAAUUACUUCGGCAAUUACACUCAAGCUGCGAUCCCGUGUUUUAUAUCUGAUAAUGCACUUCUGUUCGUGUUUUGAAUAGUACAUAGCUGCAUGCUCAGCUACCUCAUUGCUCAUUCAAAGGAAGUACACACACAUAACACUAGACAUUCUGUAUCUUAUAACUUUUAUAUAAAAUACACACACGACUGAAUAAAAAAACCUUAUCCUUUGCUAAACUAGGAGCAAAAAUAUGGAAUAGUAUUUGCCCUGAGAUACGUAAACUAGGAAAAAACACUUUUAACAAAAUAAUUAAAAAGUGACUUUUAAACAUAUUGGAGACUGAGGAUGAUUAUGUUGAUAGACCUACGACAAUUAAAUUAAUGACCAAACAAUUGGCAUCCACAAAAAUAUAAUAACACAUAUUUAUGUAUACAGUAUGUAGUUAUAUAACUAGUAUGAAAUUAUUCUAGAGCAAGACUCGUUUCAUAUAAUCUAUGAAAUAGGUUUUGCAAUAUUUCGAAAUAAUGGUAUGCAAUAUUCUAGUGUAUGGCAUGCUUCGCAAACAUGCAUGUUGUACACUGGAAAUAAGAUCUAUAUUCAUCUUUUGACUAUGCUCUACCAAUUCACAAAACUAUUUCUUCUACGCUAUCCGCCUCGAUUAGCAUUUGCUAUUUGCGGAUUAAGUGUACAGUUUUAUUGUAUUAUAGUGAAUAAUUAAUAAAUGAUUGAUAGAUUGAUGCAACCAGGUUGAAAUAUAUUUCUCGUUGUUUACGUGACACACCAUUGGCUUAACCAGAAUUAUUACUUUUUAAAGGUGAAACAUAUUAGUUUUGAAAAUAUCGACCUAGAGGCUAUCAUCAGGCAAUAUGCAUAUGGUUACUCAAAUGAGGCAAAAUAGAUAUUGUCAUGUUCACUUAUAUACAUCAUGAUAAAUUAUGAGAAAAUGCCGUCAAUAUAAUCUGAGCAAGGUGUUCCUUAUCUUUCACAGGAAUUUGAAAUAUGGCAUUCAAAGAAUCGCAUGGAAGAGCCUAAAGGACAAGUUGCCAAGUCGCAACCUAACGCCACUGCACAAACAGGUCGGUUAAAUUUGAUCUAA
This is a messenger RNA of Paramuricea clavata, 4984 nucleotides long. The record is from the annotation of a GenBank genome assembly. NCBI's taxonomy places the organism in Eukaryota, Metazoa, Cnidaria, Anthozoa, Malacalcyonacea, Plexauridae.